Gryllus bimaculatus (two-spotted cricket) is the source of this 515-nucleotide messenger RNA. Lineage: Eukaryota; Metazoa; Arthropoda; Insecta; Orthoptera; Gryllidae. The record is from the annotation of a GenBank genome assembly.
GAGGGGGUUGCGGCGCAGAGGAGCACGGCGUCGGCGGACCCUCAGUCCGGGACCGCCACGAGCGUAGACGGGCCGCCCCGAGGGACGUCCCGGAGAGAAGAUGAUGGACAGAGCGCGGCAGCAGCAGCAGCAGCCCCAGCAGCAGCAGCGGCAGGCGUCGCCUGUGCCUGGGCCCCCGCCGCCGCUGACACCGCCGUCGCUGGCCACGGAGGAGCCGGCGCGGCCGCGCGGCGUGUACAGCAUCGACCAGAUCCUGGGCACCGUGGCGCGCGCCGACGACGCCAAGGAAGGAGCGGCCUAGAAGCUGUUCUGCUCGAUUCGCCACGUUUUUAACGACUCGAAACCAUAAAAUCACGAAGAAAACAAUGUAAGGGAAGAUACAAGAACAAAAAAAUAUCAUGUCACAUAUAUCCAUCUGUGUUUCAGUCUGUUUCUGAAUGAGAGGGAUAAUGAAAGACAUUUGUACUCGGCAAAAGAAUCAUUCCAUGCAUAUUUGUAUUCUAAUUCCUUCUUGU